Molecule: messenger RNA, 1183 nt
Organism: Polistes dominula (European paper wasp)
Lineage: Eukaryota; Metazoa; Arthropoda; Insecta; Hymenoptera; Vespidae
Product: calaxin
Molecular function (GO): calcium ion binding
Source: RefSeq, a predicted model, not a curated record
UAUAAUAAAAUCUAACAAAAAGAAGUCUUUGAACUAUCUCGUUGGUAACAACGGACUAAAAAAUAUACUACGAAUACUUUAGAUAGUAUUAUUGAAAUAUGUUUGAUCGAUAAAGCUGCGAGUCGCUGUUAACAACGACGUAUUUGUCUUCGUAAAGUGCUCAUCUGCAAGCUGAUUUUUUUUCCCACAAAAAUUCGAUAUUAAAUCUCAAGGAUGCAAGCAAACGUGCAGCAGCAAACAUCGAAAGUCAGCGUCGGCGCCAACUUUGAUUCCAACGGAGGGGUAGACAACGUGCGUGUUACAACGACUCUCAUGAAAAGCGUUUCCUUGUUCCUCACGAGUGCUUGGAGAGUAUCGUUGAACGGAAAGAGACCGUCCUCGGUUAAAACAACAAAACAAGAAUUGCGAAGACCUCGUAAAAAAAAAAUGCCGGAAAGUGGGAAUCCAAGAAAUUCUGCUUACAUCAUCAAAAUCAUCGAAUCUCUGAAGAAAAAGACCAAAUUUAGCAGAACAGAAUUAGAUGGACUCUGUAAAUUGUAUAAAAAUUUAAUGAAAGAAGCUGGUCAGCAACAAGUGAGUCCAUCGAUGGGCAUUUAUAGAAGAUCAAGGCCAAUCCAUAGUAUCGAGGGAAUCGAUAGAUCAAUCUUUCGCAAUCUUCUUCACAAUACCUUUAAAGUAAUAACAGAAGAUAUAUUGGUGGAACGAUUAUUUUGUUGUUGGGAUCGUGAAAGUGAAAGUGCUAUUAGAUUAGAAUCAUGGAUCAUGGGUCUCGAUGUUUUUCUCCGUGGCAACCUACAGGAUAAAACUGAUUUUUGCUUUCGUGUUUACGAUUUAAACAAUGAUGGUUUUAUUACGAAAGAUGAAAUCUUUCAAUUAUUUAAAAAUUGUUUGAUAAAACAACCAGGAGAAGAAGAUCCGGAUGAAGGUAUACGAGAUUUAUCAGAAUUGGCAUUGAAAAAAUUGGAUGUCGAUCGCGAUGGAAAAAUAUCAUUUGAAGAUUACGAUACGGCUGUUAAAAAAGAACCAUUGCUUUUGGAAGCUUUUGGACAGUGUUUACCUACAGAAGAAAAUUGUACAGCAUUUAUAAAAUCGUUACAACAUUAAAAUCGUUCUUACAAAUUUUCAUUCCAUCGAGAUUCGAAAUAUUACAAAGAAGUAAGGAAUUUCGUAUAUAAUAAUUAAA